Messenger RNA from Trichoderma atroviride IMI 206040, 2671 nucleotides. Lineage: Eukaryota; Fungi; Ascomycota; Sordariomycetes; Hypocreales; Hypocreaceae. The record is from RefSeq and is a predicted model, not a curated record.
AUGGCGGUACAUGCCUCAGCAGCGUCCCCGGCGGACCUCGCUUCGACGAUGCCAGACUCAAUCGACUCUGACCCGGCCCCGCUGAGCGCCUCGACAUCGAAUCGCCAUAGUGCACUGUCCCGGCCACUGUCAUAUGCGUCCAAGAACAGGUUGUCACAGUACUCUGUCACCGGAUCGCUGCCCCCCCGAUCGCGACCUCAAUCUCACGUGUUCCCCAUGUUCCCCUCGAGUCUGGCCUACACGCAGGUGCGCGACUUCGCAUAUCCCAUCAUGCAUCCCAUGCACUACGGGCCGCCACCCGAGUCCUCGGGGCCGCCGUCCGGGCUUACGACGCCAAUGAGUGAAACAAGGCGGCUUUCCGAGCCGUCUGUCUCGUGGGACCAAAAGAUGCCGUGGGAGUCAUGGACACCGGAUGGAUUCAACCGAGCACACGAUUUACCGCCAAUUCACUUUGGGGAUGGCCCUCCCUAUAGCGAAGAUGAAGACUUGCAGAGCCCUGUGGUUUCUACAAGACACCGGAAGCAUAAAUCAACCUCGGCAGCUCUCCAUACUGGCAGGGGGCGCACUGGUCGCGACCCUGACAGAGGCCAAUCUGCCAUGAUUAGCUCGAGCUAUGACGAUAGCCAGAGCUACUACCUGGGAGUUGGCGGAGACGGAAGCGAGCGAUACUAUGUGAGCCGUGGAGGCGAGGCGAAUGGGCCCGGCGGUGAACUUGUCACAUACCCCCCAGAUCAAGGACAUCAUGGUCAUGCAUACCAAUACUCGCAACGCCGUGAAAACGACAUGGAUGGGUACCAUUCGGAUUCCAGCCGCGCAUCAUCGCCGGGUGGCCCAGGAGUGGACCAAUCCCGCUACUCGCGUGACUACCAGUUCACCAUUACCUCUCCCGAUGAAGAGUUUCAUGGUAAGGCCGUGGCUCUCUUCGACUUUGAACGAGAGAACGAGAACGAGCUGCCAUUGGUGGAAGGCCAGAUCAUUUGGGUGUCUUACCGCCACGGACAGGGCUGGUUGGUGGCAGAAGAUCCAAAGACUCAGGAGAGUGGCUUGGUUCCAGAAGCAUACGUUCGAUUACUCCGAGAUAUCGAAGGAGGGAUGAACAGCCUGACCGGAGCCCUUGUCGAUGCAUCUGGAUCUCCCAACGAUGCGGGCACCCCAACCCAGACAGAGCAUGACAACAACUAUGGCCAUACUCCCACGCAGAGCACUUCGACCAACGGAUAUCACCAACCAGUUGUCUCCACUUUUUCGACUUCGAGCAAAGACCUCAACCCGUAUCCAACGGAACACACUCCUACAUUAACUCAACUUCAGGAGUCUGAGAGAAGAGCAAGCCAAGACGCAGGAAACAAAUCAGAAGAACCCUCAAUGACUGCGCAAGAAGAGCCGAGCGCAAAACCUACCAAUACAGACGCAUCUACCGAAGCGGCAGAGACAAGCUGAUGAAAAGAGCUUGUCAGAUAGCUUUACGAUGGGGUGGAAUCAUCUCUUGAGCCGGGAUAUCAAGCUGAUGUUUGUAUUUCGUGUAUUUUAAUGCGUGGAAGAGGAAUAAAAUAUAAGAGACAUGUUAGAUUUACUCAUGUUUGGAAGUGGAUAUACAACUAAUACCUUGGAAUCGUCAUUCCCAUCACCAGAGAACCCAGCACUAGCCUAGGCUCUCUCUUGAGAUGGUUCAAGACGAUGAAUAUAUAAAGGAGGUAUGGUGUAUUUUGGCUGGCUUCAGACUUGAAAGAGGAUACCGAAAGCUAUACUUGCUGCUCUCUUGAGACUAGCAAGAUUCCUUGUUCGCAUCACUAAGAUGCGAUUGCAGCAAAGGAGGGGAAAAAAAAGGAAGAGCGCUUUUGGAGCAAGCGCGAUGAUUGGAUGAUAAAACUCCUACGACUCUGGUGGGCUGGGCAUAGUUAUAUGUUUUGUUUUGUUUUGUUUCUGUCUUUUACUGUUUUGCUUGGGAUGUCGCUUCUAUGGUGGAUGGCAUUCCAUGACACACAUGAGUGGGAGCGGUUUACUAAGGGGGGGAAGAUGGAGUUGCUAGAUGUAAUAAAAUCAAAGUCUUAACCCAAGUGGCCAUCAUUUUUGGCUUUAUUUCUGUCUGUCUAUCUGUCUGUCUUGCUUUCUUCUGGACGUAAAAGAACCAAUGACCUCUUUGUUUCAGUUAAUGGCUGGCUAUCCAGUGGGUUCUUAUAGCGUCUUUUCGCCAAUCAAAUUGUAAUUUCCUUCCAUCAACGGGCGUUUCGAGGGAUAAGAUGUUUUCGAACAAUGCUCAGCCAUGGAGUUUCGCCAGGUGGAAGGAUAACGAUAACAGAGGAGGUUCUAUGAACAUAAGAUCGGGGCAUCUCGAUAGAGUCGAAUAUUAGACAUGCAUGAUGAAGGCAAAAAUAAUUAUUCGACUCUUGGUGUCAUGAAUCGAAAUGAAAGCGCCGCUUCGGCUAAGACUACCGUCAUUACGACCUCGUAGAAGCGCCGAGCCAUCAAUUCUCGUACAGUAAUUUGAAAAAAUAAAAAAAAAAAAAAAAAAAAACUACUUUGUCAUUCAGUGUGCAGGCUUUUUAGCGAAAUAGUUAUCAAGCUCGGGCUCGAAAAUACAGGGCGCAACUGGAUUUACGCGGCAUGAACGUAUGGCCGGGAAGACAUUUACAAGAGAAAGGAGCAUCAUUAGGAUAUAAUAGCCAGGUGA